AUGAGCCCGUCAACAAAUCUUGACAAGGACGAAAAAGAAAAUCCAGUUGAUGAAACUAAAUACCAUGGAAUGAUUGACUCUUUACUUUACUUUACUGCCAGUCGACCAGAUAUUAUGUUCAGUGUGUGUAAAUAUGCCAGGUUUCAGUCAGCUCCUAAGGAAUUACAUCUGAGUGCAGUAAAGAGAACAAUUCGUUAUCUCAUAGGAAUUGUUUCUUAUGGAUUAUGGUACCCACAUUCUAACAAUUUUAAGCUUGAAGAUUUUUCAGAUGCUGAUCUUGCAGGUGAUAAGGAAGAUAGAAAGAGCACCAGUGGAACAUGUCAAUUACUGGGAAAGGCGUUAAUAUCAUGGAACAGUAAAAAAUAA
Molecule: messenger RNA, 366 nt
Organism: Nicotiana tabacum (common tobacco)
Lineage: Eukaryota; Viridiplantae; Streptophyta; Magnoliopsida; Solanales; Solanaceae
Product: secreted RxLR effector protein 161-like
Source: RefSeq, a predicted model, not a curated record